Aspergillus nomiae NRRL 13137 is the source of this 663-nucleotide messenger RNA. RefSeq names its product RNA polymerase II mediator complex middle subunit MED9. Bases 1 to 663 code for a protein of 220 amino acids. The record is from RefSeq and is a predicted model, not a curated record. Gene Ontology annotation, molecular function: transcription coregulator activity. Gene Ontology annotation, cellular component: mediator complex. Lineage: Eukaryota; Fungi; Ascomycota; Eurotiomycetes; Eurotiales; Aspergillaceae. The transcript has a single exon. Gene Ontology annotation, biological process: regulation of transcription by RNA polymerase II.
AUGGCUUCUCGAUCCCCGGCGGCGAUUACUCCACUGCCAAAAUUAUCGUCGGCUCCCCAGACGCCCAUCGUGAGGGAUACAACGGCUGUACCAUCAACAGUACCACAACCUGUCCCCUUCCCUCCUCCACAGACGUUCGAUAUCAUUCCGCCAUUGCACGGUCUGCUUCUCCGAUUACUCUCACCACAGGCGAAUACGGAAGGUGUAUCAAAUGACACACGAGCCGCCGAAGACUCUGGUGCAGCUACCGCUCCCACCGGCACCACGUCCACUGCAGCAGUCCAGUCCCAAUCUCACCCACAACAACAGCAAUCGGCUGCUGGGAACCAAAAUAAUGACGGCCAUGGCGUAAUGCCCACUGUUUCCUCUGCGGCACCAGGUAGCGCCUCCGCUGCGGCCGAAAUAGCUGCGUUGAGUUCAAACGCGCCUCCACCGCUAGACAUCAAAGACCUUCCUACCGAGGCCAGCUCCAUCAAGAUUCGUAUACAGAAAGCACAAGCUGUGGUGGAGAGCCUGCCUGACGUUCACCGUUCAGUUGUGGAGCAGGAGAAGGAGAUCAAAGAACUUGAGCACAGAAUAUCUAGACUCAAAUCGGUCAUCUCCGAUUUUGGGAGAAGAGCCGACCCUGCGAAAACAGAGACAACAGAGAUUGAAGCAGCUUGA